Balearica regulorum gibbericeps (East African grey crowned-crane) is the source of this 576-nucleotide messenger RNA. The record is from RefSeq and is a predicted model, not a curated record. NCBI's taxonomy places the organism in Eukaryota, Metazoa, Chordata, Aves, Gruiformes, Gruidae.
AGUAAAAGAAGUGGAAAACAAGUGUUGCAGAACAAUGAGAAGGAGGGAAAGAAGGAGCGAGCAAUGGUGGACAGAGUGUUUAUUGCAAGAAUAUGUCGAAUCCUGAAAAUAAUGGUCCCUAGAACACUUUGUAAAGAGACAGGUUAUUUGCUGCUUAUUGCUGUGAUGCUAGUAGUUCGUACAUAUUGUGAUAUUUGGAUGAUUCAAAAUGGAACAGUCAUUGAAAGUGCUAUCAUUGGCCGCAGCAGAAAAGAUUUCAAGAAAUACUUGUUCAACUUCAUUGCCGCAAUGCCUGCUAUUUCUUUAGUGAAUAACUUCCUGAAGUAUGGUCUAAAUGAGUUGAAACUUUGCUUCCGAGUAAGACUUACCAGAUACCUCUAUGAGGAAUAUCUUAAAGCUUAUACAUACUACAAAAUGGGAAAUCUGGACAACAGAAUAGCUAAUCCAGAUCAACUCCUUACACAGGAUGUGGAAAAAUUCUGUAACAGUGUAGUGGACCUGUACUCAAACCUUAGCAAGCCCUUCUUGGAUAUAGUUUUGUAUAUCUUCAAGCUAACAAGUGCAAUAGGAGCUCAG